Molecule: messenger RNA, 1789 nt
Organism: Schizophyllum commune H4-8
Lineage: Eukaryota; Fungi; Basidiomycota; Agaricomycetes; Agaricales; Schizophyllaceae
Exons: 5
Coding region: 32-1789 (585 amino acids)
Source: RefSeq, a predicted model, not a curated record
CCCAAAAGUACACCGUCAGAGAAGGAUUGACAUGCAGAGCGAACUCAGGGAUGAAUAUGCAAGCAUCUCCGCGCUAUACGACGUGCUUUUCCGCCUAAAUAACCUGCAACACUCGGACAGCCAUUCUUUGGAGUUCGCACAGCUCUCAACUCGUGCGCAUACCCUGCUUCGCGCGAACCCUUUUCACGCGUUCUUUCGUACACCGCCCGACGAUAUGCCCGUGGAUCGCUUCAUCAAGAUGCCCGAGGGGACUAUAAUGGUCGGGAACAUAAUCUCUUUCGGCUUGUGCGGUUCAAUCGAAUAUCUUCGCCAAGAUCGGGCCCUCCUGGAGUAUAUCACCGCGAUUUGGCCGGAAAUCUUCGACUGGAUCUACUACAUGUGCCCCCUCAACCACGAAUACGACUACAGCAGCCUCGACAGCGCCACACUGAAAACCCUCACGAUCACAAUGGAGCGAAUACAGACCAAUCUACAUGGCGUGACCCUGCUUCAGGCUUCUGAAGAGCAGAUCGACGUCUUUCUUCAUCCUAAUCACAACGUUGCCCAGCUCACCGCGGAUAUUUAUAUGCGCGGGUCUCGAAUACGAGACCUUCAAGCGAGAUCAGGACAGGCAAAGCUCAAAGGAUUUAGGGAUGUGGUGCUUAGAUCCACCGGGGUUCUCCUCUUGGUCUUGGAUAUGGCGCAUAGACACCGCGGAGGUUCUGCAUCUCAGGUGCUCUUGGCCGCCGCGAAUGGUCGACCACGCCGGCUCUAUAGCGCAGCGGGUCGAUAUUUGCGCACGGUACGCAUCCAGGAGGCUAAUUUGUGGGACUCGGCGGACCCGCAGGCCAUAUUCCUUCGCCAGCUGACAGGCAGGCCAGCCCUGGCCGUCCGCCGAUACCCGAGCAUUAUGAUCGUCGGCCUCAUGAAGAUGAUUCGUGCAUGGCCUACCAACCCAUCUCCCCGGGGCGCGUCGUCCUUCCACAGGAUCUACGACCUCAUACUCACGUUCUGCACCAACGACCCGCACGCCACCGCUUGCUUCGUCAAGCACGGCCUCCUGGACCUUUUCUCCUUCGACAUGCGACUUCCCCCGCGGGAGUUGACUCCUAUCUUGGGCUGCAUAGCCCGUGCGAUUGUGUCCAGGAAGCCGCUCAAGGUCCUCUGUGGUCCACUUAACGCAGCGUUCAAGAACGACCCAGAUCCAGAGCUCGCUGAGCUCGCUGCCGCCGCGGAGGUAUACGACUCUUUGCGGGGUGUCGCUGCCAAGGAUUGGAAGCGCGCAAAGCACUGCGCCAAUAUGAGGUGCUCGAGCCCGGCCGACGCGCAACUCCGCGCAUGUACUUGUUCGCAGGCGCUGUAUUGCUCUGUCUCUUGCCAGGCACUUCACUUGACGGAGGGUGACCAUCGCGAUCACUGCAAUCAUAAUAGUGAAGAUGAGGGAAAAAUGACUCCUCGUGACGUCCACUUUCUCUUCCACAUCGUCCGUUUCCUCGUACUCGAACGUUUCGAUGAGAUCAUGAACAAGGUCACUCCGAACCGCAGCGCACGAAUAACCCUGGAUAUCCGCUCAUGCGUCCCGAAAAUCGGCUUCCAAGCGUCGCCCGUGUUCGCGCCAGAACGAACACAGUUCUGGGUCGAUGCCACGAUAGAAUAUCCUGGAUGGCCAAACGCCCACGAGUUCAUCUUCUAUCCGACGGGCAGUGAAGAGCCCCAUUUUAUGCCCUUGACGCAUGGGUAUAUGGAUGCGUGGACUCGAUAUGACGAGCGACGCGCUCAAACAAGCGGCACUAUUUCUCACGAAUCAUGA